Messenger RNA from Enhydra lutris kenyoni (northern sea otter), 957 nucleotides. RefSeq names its product ubiquitin B. NCBI's taxonomy places the organism in Eukaryota, Metazoa, Chordata, Mammalia, Carnivora, Mustelidae. The record is from RefSeq and is a predicted model, not a curated record. Gene Ontology annotation, biological process: modification-dependent protein catabolic process; protein ubiquitination. The transcript has 5 exons. Gene Ontology annotation, cellular component: cytoplasm; nucleus. Gene Ontology annotation, molecular function: ubiquitin protein ligase binding; protein tag activity.
GCCAGCGUUCAGGAGCGGCUGGCAUUGUCGGGUGUGGGUGUCUUGGUGUUUGAGUGACUCGACGAGAUUGCGUUCAGUGUCCUUCCACUCGCUAACAGGUCAAGAUGCAGAUCUUCGUGAAGACCCUGACCGGCAAGACCAUCACCCUGGAGGUGGAGCCCAGUGACACCAUCGAAAAUGUGAAGGCCAAGAUCCAAGACAAAGAAGGCAUCCCCCCAGACCAGCAGAGGCUUAUCUUUUGAGCAGAGAGAAUACUAAAGGGGGGAGUUGUGAGCGAUGUUAACGUGGUUAAAAUUUUUAAGAUUUAUUUACUUCUUAAUAGAGGCGGGAUGCAGAUCUUCGUGAAGACCCUGACCGGCAAGACCAUCACCCUGGAGGUGGAGCCCAGUGACACCAUCGAAAAUGUGAAGGCCAAGAUCCAAGACAAAGAAGGCAUCCCCCCAGACCAGCAGAGGCUUAUCUUUGCCGGCAAGCAGCUGGAAGAUGGCCGCACUCUUUCUGAUUACAACAUCCAGAAAGAGUCCACCCUGCACCUGGUCCUGCGCCUGAGAGGUGGCAUGCAGAUCUUCGUGAAGACCCUGACCGGCAAGACCAUCACUCUGGAGGUGGAGCCCAGUGACACCAUCGAAAAUGUGAAGGCCAAGAUCCAAGAUAAGGAGGGCAUCCCCCCAGACCAGCAGAGGCUUAUCUUCGCCGGCAAGCAGCUGGAAGAUGGCCGCACUCUUUCUGAUUACAACAUCCAGAAAGAGUCAACUCUCCACCUGGUUCUCCGUCUGAGGGGUGGCUGUUAAUUCUUCAGUUUUGAAUUCGUAGUGCCCAAUGAUGGCAUUGCUCUGCACUAUAGCCAUUUUGCCCCAAUUUAAGUUUAGAAAUUACCAGUUUCAGUAAUAACUGAGUCACUGGUUUUCUCAAUAGCUGUUCAAAAUGUUAAUAAAAGUUUUGUUGCAUGGUAGCAUA